AUGCCUGUUUCCGCAUCUACCAAUCCGUCAACAGCCGGGCCAUCCGCCACCGCACCUCGAAAUCCAGUCAGACUGUCUGUCUCUCAACGAUCUUCACCGUUGCCUGAUUCAUCUGCUUCUGAACUUACGACUUCCGCGCAACUCAGUGCACAUGAAAGAGAUACGACGCUGGAUAAUGACACGCUAAGAAAGGCUGCUGUACGCAAGGUGAAACUGCAGAGGAGAGUGAAUAAAUGGACAGACAAAUUGAUGGAAGAGACCGUUGAUAAAGCGACUUUCAGGAACAUUGCAUCACAUCUUACUCCAUCGCAAUACAGCUCAAUCCUACAUGAACGUCACCUGAACUCUCUCUGCUCAUAUCCAAUGUGCAAUAAUCAACCCAAAAGACCUUACUCGACAGUACAGCGAUUCGUUAUUUCCACAAAAGCAAGAACAAUCAAACCGAAAGAAGGUAAUCCAGAAGAUGGAUUUUGUGGUAACAUAUGUAAAGUGAGAAGUGAAUGGAUUGACAGGAAUUUGAGUGAAGAAGCUGUCUGGUUAAGGACUUCUAUCCGACAAAUAGAUCUGUUGGAGGAUUUAGAGGAACGAGGGGAAUUCAGAUGGGCAGGCGUAGAUCGAAAUAAGGUGGAAUCCCUUCCUAGAGGAAUGAAGGAGGACAAGAGAAAGGAUAUUACAAGAGCUGGUGCGAAACAUGAUGAAUCUCGGCAGACGAUGACACAACAAGCAAAGCUCAACAACCGCCCGUCUGAUCCACCAACGCCUAUAUCGUCAAUAUUCAAAUCUACCAAAGUCACUCUUCCGACCUCUAUGUCAAAAGCCCAAAUAUCAGAUAACGCAAUCUCAGCCCUUAUAGCGAAUCUGAAAAUACACGAAAGACCCACACCGUCGACUCCUCCGAAACCUCCUUCAUUCGCACCACAAUCAGCAACGGUUCCUAGCCCUCAAGCAAAUCCCCUGGUAUCAACCGCACAACCACAGCCGCAAUCGCAGACUGAACCUAAAUCGUCUUCGCCGUCCAAUACAAAGCGCGAUGCUCGUCAUUCUCAGUCUGCUUUACUUGGCACAUCAACUUCUCAACUUUCAAGUACCUUUGUCGCGGCUACAAAAUCUUUAGGACCUAUUCAGCCACAACCAGAUAGCGAUGAAGAAAAUGAUAAAGAGAGUGAUUGGGAGAAAGAGAUGGGAUGGGGGGAUGAGAAUGAUCAAGAAAUGAAAGUGUUCUGGGAAGAGGCAAGAUUAGCUAGAGAAUUGCUAGACCGUUGA
This is a messenger RNA of Kwoniella shivajii, 1263 nucleotides long. RefSeq lists its product as uncharacterized. The coding region runs from base 1 to 1263 and encodes 420 amino acids. Gene Ontology annotation, molecular function: RNA polymerase core enzyme binding; RNA polymerase II CTD heptapeptide repeat phosphatase activity. Lineage: Eukaryota; Fungi; Basidiomycota; Tremellomycetes; Tremellales; Cryptococcaceae. Gene Ontology annotation, cellular component: cytoplasm; nucleus. The transcript has 2 exons. The record is from RefSeq and is a predicted model, not a curated record.